This is a messenger RNA of Monoraphidium neglectum, 675 nucleotides long. RefSeq names its product sugar transporter. Gene Ontology annotation, biological process: transmembrane transport; carbohydrate transport. The transcript is spliced from 5 exons. The record is from RefSeq and is a predicted model, not a curated record. The annotation marks the transcript as partial. Lineage: Eukaryota; Viridiplantae; Chlorophyta; Chlorophyceae; Sphaeropleales; Selenastraceae. Gene Ontology annotation, molecular function: carbohydrate:proton symporter activity. Gene Ontology annotation, cellular component: membrane.
AUGGAGGACGACUCAGCCCACCUCCUGGACCCACAGGAGGCCGCAGCGGCGCGGCGCAAGGAGGGGUGGGGUGGCCUGGUGAAGUACGAGUACCGCCGCAUGCUGGCUCUGGCGGUGAUGCUGCCGCUCACGCAGCAGGCCAGCGGCAUCAACACGGUCAUCUAUUACUCGUCCAUGGUCUUCCUGCGUGCGGGCCUCAGUAGCCCGAUCCUGGGUUCCAUCCUGGUGGGCGCCAUAAACCUCGGCUUCACGGCCGGCGCGGCGACGCUGAUGGACCGCUGGGGCCGCAAGCCGCUGCUGCAGGCGUCGUUUGGCGGGAUGGCGGCAUCGCUGGCGCUCGUGGGGGCGGCCAUCUUCCUGCCGACGGGCCCCGUGGUGCAGGGUGUGCUAACUGUGGCGCUCAUGCUGCUCUACGUAGCGGCCUUCGCCAUCGGCUGCGGCCCCAUCCCCUGGGUCGUGCUGUCCGAGAUCCUGCCCUCGCGCAUCAAGGGCCCCGCCGCCUCCCUCGCCACCGCGGCCGGCUGGCUGGGCAAUCUGCUGGUGACGCUGUCUUUCGACUCCCUGCUGGGGCGGCUGGGCCUGGGGGGCGCGUACAUGCUGUAUGCCGCGCUCAACGCCGGGGCGGCGUGGUACGUGACUGCGCGGCUGCCGGAGACGAAGAUGAAGUCGCUGGAG